Messenger RNA from Trichoderma asperellum CBS 433.97, 402 nucleotides. The record is from RefSeq and is a predicted model, not a curated record. NCBI's taxonomy places the organism in Eukaryota, Fungi, Ascomycota, Sordariomycetes, Hypocreales, Hypocreaceae.
AUCCAAGUAUACGAUGGUGUAUGCGAUGGUCUCGCUGCAGAGAUGAGCUCUUCAUAUGGCAAUUGCUCCGUACUUGGCAUCUAUAUAGAUACGAUGUAAAAUGGGUCCUCCCCGUAGCUGUACAUGUACUCCAUGUAGAGCACUCAUUCAAUUCGUUUCAUCAUAAGGAUGCCGAGGAAGCUGGUCGGGGGGGCAUACACAUGUGCCGUCCAAUAGCAAUAUUGAUGCGAAGCAGCACAAACGUAGCACCUCGUCGUAGCACUCCGGACCGUGCCUACACUCAUCUGCGUUGCCCCAUGUCCACCUGAACACCACACAUGCAGGGAAGCAGGUGAAGAAGGGAGACCGUUGUUAUUGUUCUGGGGGCGGAAAAGCGCAAUAUAUGCAAGUACAAGGGGGCAU